GCCCCAAAACGGCCUCUCAAUGGUGCGAUUGACAUGCUUUGCUGCUGUUACAUAAGUGCAAAUGAUCAUUUUUAGAUUUGAGAAACACGUCCGUUACUAAAUGGAUGCUUGUGAAUGCCUGAGAAGACCUCUCGUGGAAUAGCACAGAUGGACCUAUGGACUGGGGAUUUACAGAAAAAAGGCCUUGAAGAUGAGUGAAUUUACAUACACAACCUUCAACGUUGGCUUGAUACUAAAAGUAUGCUUCUCGGUUCUUGUCUAGUCAUCCUCCUCCUUCUGGAUACAUCCAGUGCACGGACUGUCCCCAAGCCCUGUCACUGUUCAGCCCAGGUGUCAGGACUCCAGGUCAACUGCAGCUCCCUGGGCCUCAUUGAGGUGCCUCCUCUCCCCACAGACACAACUGAGCUGCACCUCCAGGACAACCAGUUUACCACGGUGCCCCCAGGGCACUUUGACAGGCUGCCUCUCCUGAGGAGGGUCACCCUGUCUGGGAAUCCCUUCCACUGUGACUGUGGGAUCCAGUACCUGAGGGUGUGGCUGCAGAGGAACAGGGCAGCUGUGUCUAGGGUGCCCACCUGUGUCAGUCCCAGGGCUGUGGCACACACAGCCAUCACUGCCCUUAGUGAUGCCCACUUCUCUUCCUGUGGUCAGCAGAGAUGUACUGGAGGCCUCUAUAACAGCCUGGUAGGGGGGAUGCUCUGUGGCCUCAUUGCCCUGCUGCUGUGGGGUUUAAGGCUGGCCAAACACUCUACCUUCACCCUGGAAAUAGAUGAGCCACACACAGACUUUGAGGCUCACUCCUUACACUCUCACAGGCCCAAACACAAGAGAAGGUGCCGGAGCAUGCUAUCAGAGGGCAGUGGGACUUCUGCCAACCUUACCUGGAUAGAUGACUUAGAGAGGGCUCGGAUUAACAUGGAGUUUCUACCCCAGAUAAUGAAUGGCUUGCGUGAGAACAACAUAAAGAUAAAGGCCACCUGAGGUUUGUGUACCAGUGUGAUAAAGAACUAUGGACGACACUACCUGCAUGCUGAUGAAUGGGUGUUUAAUGCUAUAAGAAAGUUUGACUUCUUAAAGACUAUAAUUAAAUUUGUUGUGAAUUGACUUUCAGUCUACCCUGUACAGUAAUGCAUGUCUUGUUAUCAUUCGUGACAUAUUGGUCCUUCUGUUUCUGUCUGUUGUCAUACAAUUAAUGGGAAUAAGAGAUUCCUACCACAAACAGAAGUUU
Molecule: messenger RNA, 1228 nt
Organism: Hypomesus transpacificus
Lineage: Eukaryota; Metazoa; Chordata; Actinopteri; Osmeriformes; Osmeridae
Gene: gp9
Product: glycoprotein IX (platelet)
Exons: 2
Coding region: 241-981 (246 amino acids)
Source: RefSeq, a predicted model, not a curated record